AUGGAGAAAAGAAUCGCAAAAGCCAGAUUUACAGUUAUUGGAGUUCCGAUGUACUUUCUUUUUCUUAUUUUCCAUGUUUCCAUGGCGGAGAGGAAAACUUACAUAGUUCACAUGGAUAAAUCGGAGAUGCCGGCAGCCUACGAGGACCAUGCCAGUUGGUACGACUCAUCACUCAAGUCGGUCUCCGGUUCGGCGGAGAUGAUCUAUGCAUACACCACCGUCAUCCACGGGUACUCCACCCAGCUCACGCCGGAGGAAGCUCGGGAAUUGGAAGCACGGGAUGGCAUCCUCUCCGUCCUCCCCGAAACGAGGUACGAGAUCCACACCACCCGGACCCCUUCCUUCCUGGGCCUCGACCAGAACGCUGCCAUGUUCCCGGCGUCCGCCUCCGCCGGCGAGGUCAUCGUCGGCGUCCUUGAUACAGGCAUCUGGCCAGAGAGCCCGAGCCUGAGCGAUGCGGGUUUCGGGCCCGUGCCAAGCUCCUGGAGAGGUGAGUGCGAGACCGGGACGAACUUCACGAGAUCGAGCUGCAACCGGAAGCUGGUUGGUGCUCGGUACUUCGCCAAGGGCUACGAGGCCACGCUCGGCCCCAUCGACGAGUCCCGGGAGUUGAAAUCGCCUCGGGAUGAGGACGGACACGGGACCCACACCGCGACGACUGCAGCCGGGUCCGUGGUGGCGAACGCGAGCCUGUUUGGUUACGCGGCCGGGACGGCCCACGGGAUGGCGCCCGGGGCCCGGGUGGCGGCCUACAAAGUCUGCUGGGUCGGCGGCUGCUUCAGCUCGGACAUCCUGGCGGCCCUGGACCAGGCCGUUGCGGACGGCGUCAACGUGCUGUCGCUCUCGCUGGGCGGUGGCAUGUCCGAUUACUACAGGGACAACGUUGCCAUCGGGGCCUUUGCCGCCGUUGAGAGGGGCAUAUUCGUCUCCUGCUCAGCCGGCAACGCGGGGCCCCGCCCCUACAGUCUGUCCAACGUGGCGCCGUGGAUAACCACGGUGGGCGCCGGCACCAUCGACCGCGACUUCCCGGCGCGCGUCGCCCUCGGAAACGGGAGGAACUUCUCCGGCGUCUCGCUCUUCAACGGCAGCCCGCUCCGCGACGGGCUCCUCACUUUCAUCUAUGCCGGGAACGCGACCAACACCACCAACGGCAACCUCUGCAUGACCGGGACGCUGCUCCCGGAGAAGGUGAGGGGCAAAAUCGUCCUGUGCGAUCGCGGCGUGAACCCCAGGGUCCAGAAGGGUGCAGUCGUCAAGGCCGCCGGCGGCGCCGGCAUGGUCCUCACCAACACCGCUGCCAACGGCGAGGAACUCGUGGCUGAUGCCCACUUGAUCCCGGCCACGGCCGUCGGUGAGUCAUCCGGCAAGGUGAUAAAAGAGUAUUUGUCUUCAGAUCCAGAGCCGAGGGCCACGAUUCUGUUCGAGGGAACUAAGGUGGGAAUCGAGCCGUCCCCUGUGGUGGCUGCCUUCAGCUCGCGGGGACCCAACUCUAUCACGCCCGAGAUCCUGAAGCCGGACCUCAUCGCCCCCGGCGUGAACAUACUCGCCGGGUGGUCCGGGUCAGUGGGCCCCACAGGCCUUGCCGAGGACGGGCGGCGCGUGGGGUUCAACAUCAUCUCGGGGACGUCCAUGUCCUGCCCCCACGUGAGCGGGCUGGCGGCCAUCCUCAAGGCGGCACACCCUGACUGGAGCCCAGCAGCAAUUCGGUCGGCCCUCAUGACCACAGCGUAUACUGUCUACAAGGACGGGAAAGUGAUCCAGGACGUGUCAACGGGCCAGUCAUCCACCCCAUUCGACUACGGGGCUGGGCACGUCGACCCCACCUUGGCCCUCAACCCGGGCCUGGUCUAUGACCUGGAAACGGACAACUACUUAAGUUUCCUGUGCGCGUUGAAAUACACGCCCGCACAGAUCAACAGCCUGGCGAGGAGGAACUUCACCUGUGCUCUGGAUAAAGUUUACAGCGUGAACGACCUAAACUACCCUUCGUUUGCUGUGUCCCUCCCGGCACAGAUGGGCAGCGGUAGUGCACGACCCACUGUGGUUAAGCACACGAGAACGCUAACAAAUGUGGGGCCUCCCGGGACGUACAAGGUCUCAGUGUCCUCGACCAGCGAGUCGGUUAAGAUAUCUGUGGUUCCAGCAGUGCUGACUUUCAGUCAAACAAACGAGAAGAAAUCGUACAUGGCGACGUUCAGUGCGACCCCAAUGCCGUCCAACACGAAUGCCUUCGGCAGGAUCGAGUGGUCCGAUGGGAAGUAUGUUGUGGGGAGUCCAGUUGCUAUUAGUUGGAUAUAG
Striga hermonthica is the source of this 2298-nucleotide messenger RNA. The record is from the annotation of a GenBank genome assembly. NCBI's taxonomy places the organism in Eukaryota, Viridiplantae, Streptophyta, Magnoliopsida, Lamiales, Orobanchaceae.